UAAUUUUAGAUAGAAACUGAGUUUUCUUACUUCAAAAAAACGAGACUGUAGUUAAAGCGCAUUUACUCCCUUUUCCAUUACCAGUGCUUUUUUUAAAAUAUUUACUUACCUAGGUUACUUUCGGAGAUAACAAGAAUUUUUGCGUAUGUAAACACAGAAAAAGCUAAAGUAUAUUUUGUUAAGUUUGUAAUUUUAAUUCAGAUAAAAUGAUGAAAUCGGAUACAACAGUAUCUAUAGAAAAAGAAAAAGAAAUGAAAAUAACAAGCGAACCUUCGAAUUUAAAAUAUAUUAGCUUAGCAGUGUUAAUUUUUCAAAAUGCUGGAUUAAUUCUUACCAUACGCUAUUCCAGAACACUUAAAGGUGAUAUGUACAUUUCUAGUACAGCAGUAUUUUUGGCUGAGAUUCUUAAACUGUUGGCUUGUUUGGUGUUAACUUUUACAGAGGUCAAAAGUUUUGCCUCUUGGAUGAGAUACCUAUACAACAAUAUAAUUGCAGAUCCGUUAUCAACUUUUAAAGUUGCGAUACCUUCAUUUAUUUAUGUUUUGCAAAACAAUUUGCAAUUUAUUGCUAUAUCAAAUCUUGAUGCUGCUACAUUUCAAGUAACAUACCAACUAAAGAUUUUGACCACAGCUUUAUUUUCAGUUCUUAUGUUAAAUAAAUCUUUAACAAAAGGUCAAUGGUUUUCAUUAUUUUUGUUAUUUGUUGGAGUAGCGCUAGUACAGUUUCAACCAAAUCAAGUUAAUAAUUCCCUUACCUCACAAAAUCCUAUUGUUGGUCUUACUGCAGUGGUUGUUUCAAGUUUGUGCUCAGGAUUUGCUGGAGUAUAUUUUGAAAAGAUUUUAAAAGGAUCUGGAAAUGUCUCUAUAUGGUUAAGAAACAUUCAACUUGGCAUUUUUGGUGCUUUAAUUGGUGCUGUUGGAAUGAUUGCAAAUGAUGGUACCAAAAUAAAGCAAAAUGGAUUACUCUUUGGUUACUCUGCAAUUGUUUGGUUUGUAAUUUUUAUGCAGGCUUUUGGUGGUUUAUUAGUGGCUGUCGUAGUAAAAUAUGCAGAUAAUAUAUUAAAGGGUUUUGCAACUUCAUUCGCCAUUUUAGUUUCAUGUAUAGUAUCUAUUUAUGCAUUUAACUUUGUAUUGAGCUUGGAGUUUGUUGCAGGUUCAAUAUUAGUAAUAGUUGCUAUUUAUAUUUAUAGUCUUCCGCAAAACAAGUAAUAAGUUAGAAAAUACAAGUUACUGAGAUUGCAAAACUUCUGGUAAAAAUUUCACUUAUAAAUUCUUCUUUUAAAUUAAAUGCUAAAUUUUACUCUGUUCAAAGUAAAGUUAAUGUUAAUGUAGAAGACAUAAUUAUUAAUAAUUAAAGUUUGUUCUGGAAAAAAAGCAAUAAAAAAACUUCUGAGGUAAAAGUUUUUUUUUAGCUAAAAUUAGCUUAUAUUUGCAAAAAUCUGUAUAUUUGUAUUUGUAACAAAUACACGAAAAAAAUGUGUCGGAACUUGUUUUUCUAUAAUUUGUUACUUAAUGAUAAUGUGUUAUCUGUUACAUAGUGACAAUGCGUUAUCUGUUAUUUAGUGACAAUUUUUUAAGGAUUUGUGGGAUUGAUGAACUUUAAGAUUACACAUUUUAAAUUUAAAGUAAUUUUCAUAAAUCACAAAUUUUAAUAUUUUUUCGACCAAAAUUUUGAUAGUAAUAUGUUUUUUUUUUAUUAAAUAAAAAGUCUCUAGUUAACACUGAAAUAUAGAGAAACAUAUUUUGUUUAUUUAUUCAGAGACUUUUUUUUGAAAUUUUGGAGGUUAAAUAUGUUUUUAUUUAUAGUAUUUAUUUUGCGGUUAUUUGGUUGAAUAUUAUGUCUAAUACUAUAUGUUAUCAAAAAAAUCACGAAUGUUUUGUAAAUAUUUUCAUCGUUCUCAUUCUUUAAACUAUAGAAUAAGUUUUAACUGCUUAAAAUUGUUUGUUAUAAAACAUUUUUGUAGAAUUUUUAAUAAUUUCAAAAAAAAAAUACUUUUCUUAAAUCUUUUUGAUUAUUUAUAAAAUUGAUAAUUAGAAAAUUUUUAGAAAAUUGUUUACGUUUAGUUUUUGUUUUUUUAUAUACAGUUACAAUAGAAGAUAUAGUUUUAUGAAUGAA
Hydra vulgaris (swiftwater hydra) is the source of this 2115-nucleotide messenger RNA. Its product is annotated as UDP-galactose translocator. Gene Ontology annotation, cellular component: Golgi membrane. Gene Ontology annotation, molecular function: UDP-galactose transmembrane transporter activity. Lineage: Eukaryota; Metazoa; Cnidaria; Hydrozoa; Anthoathecata; Hydridae. Gene Ontology annotation, biological process: pyrimidine nucleotide-sugar transmembrane transport. The record is from RefSeq and is a predicted model, not a curated record.